Aspergillus versicolor CBS 583.65 is the source of this 3462-nucleotide messenger RNA. Its product is annotated as putative C2H2 finger domain protein. Lineage: Eukaryota; Fungi; Ascomycota; Eurotiomycetes; Eurotiales; Aspergillaceae. The record is from RefSeq and is a predicted model, not a curated record. The transcript has a single exon. The coding region runs from base 1 to 3462 and encodes 1153 amino acids.
AUGUCGACGGUUUCGCCCCGUUUGGUGCGAAGGGAAUCACCCGAUAGGAGUUUAGAACCAGCGCUCUCCAAUUUAUACCUUUCUACCGCAGCCGACCCUGAAUCGGACUUCCAGACAUCUGGAAUCAGGUUGACGCCCAUCGAAGACCGGGGCAGCGCAUGGAAUGGCUCUUCUUCCCCGCUCGACCACUCCAUCAACAACGUGUCGACACCAGGCAAUAAUGAGGGCUAUGGCACCUCCUACUCUGAUUUCCUAAGUCCGUCAGGCGAUUGGAUGAGUGACCAUACAUCUCCAGUCGAUUUCGUGAACGCCUGGUCACCGCCCAACGUUGCCCUCGCGCAGGAUACAGAGACACCCGCGCCAAAUCAGUUUAAUGACGGCCCAUCAUCUCCUCAAGCGACUAUGAACCCCUCCCAACUCCUCACACCGAAUCUGACCAACAAUCCAAGCCCAUCCUCAGACACGACAAGCGGUGGGUGCCACCGACUUUCUCGACCUCAUCCUCCUCCGAUGCCUCGCCUGAUUACAUCGCCGCUGAGCGAUACUCUUGGCCCCCACCAGGCUCCUGAAUCGGCCACAGCAAGAAGCCCAAUUGUUAAGGUCGAAAGUUAUUCACGGGGCGAUUCACCUGUCAGAGAUAGUUUCUCAACCAACCGCCGCCCGAGCCAGUCCUCCGUACAUCUUUCCCCAGGGGGUAUCUCUAAUGCAUCGGAAGAAGAUGUUACCAUGGAGACAGAGCGCCCUUCAGUACCAAGGUCAUCCGACGGGUCUUGGGUUCCGAAUAUGCGUACUGGCCAUUCUGGUCUCGCGCCAGAUGCUCGAAAAGAUGGAUAUAUCCUCAGCCCAAAUGAGAUGGACUCACGGCGAAAGUUGGCGGAGAGAAACGCCGAUAUCUAUCAUUGGUCCGAGGCCGUAUCGGAUGCUCAUAGUGAGACUGGUGAUGAUUGUCUGCAGUCCAAGAGGGGUCGUACCAGCCAUAGUUUCCCUAGGCGAAGAGCAAAAAGCACCGGGGACCCAUCCCUCCAAAAGGAUUAUUUCAGUUUGAAUUUCCAACCUAACCGACUCGAUGUCCCAGGACCAGGCCUUGUGCUCCGUGAGCCAAGUGAUUAUACCGACGAUGCAACGGAGUCGUCAGCUCCUGUCAGUGUGAAUGAAGAAAGGUGGACACACGAUGCAUCAGAGGUUACCCCCGCUGAGCCGCGCAACCCAGAAACGGAUGAGCCAGAUUCUUACCAGUAUCUUGAGUCCCCUCCAUGGUGUGACGUUGAACGAGAUUCGACUCCGCAUGAGACCCAUGUGCAGCCGGUCAGCUCUACCCAAGCGAUAAUUGAAUACGAGAAACGCACUAGAGAGAAUGACACUAUAUCCCGCGUCGCCACUUGGGGCACCCGUCACCGUGAUGACCAGAGCGUCCGAUCCCUCCAGUGGAUGAAUCGCGAUGGGAGAGAAAAGAAGCAUGAGAAGAAACCUAGUCUUCUCAGCAUCAACAAGUAUUGGCCGCAUGGGAAGUCCAAUAUUCUAAAGCGCACCAAGUCCGAACUCUCCACCAUCCAAACUGUUCCCGAAGGCGAAGACCAGGUCGUGGAAAGUAGGCCAAACCCCCAAAGGAAAGACAGCUCGGGUAGGAAACUGAGCCUCGGCCUUUCCCCAAGGUCUCCAGGUUACAGCAUCGGAGCAGUUGUUAGAGCUACGACGCCGAUGGCAGCCAUCGGUGGCCAGGACACUCUCAGUGCUGUAAGUCCAAGCGGGCCCGCAAAUUUUUGGAACCAUCGCAAGCCACGAUUUAGAAGCAUAAGUGAGAUACCUAGAGCACCAGGUCUAUUUGAGCUCUUUACAAACCACGGUGGUCCACCUGUUCCCAAUAUCAAAUCACCAGGCCAGCCCGCGGACGACGAACCCGUCAAGCAAGCAGAACUGGAUCAUGAUACUGCUGAGGAAGAAGAUGAUGACGAAAACGACGAAAAGGGGCUAGUCAUGGACUUUCCGAUACCACCACAUCUGCCAGUUCCGACUUUAGAAGGAUUUAGAACGCAGAUCCGCGAGCUCAACCCACGCCUCGAGUUUGGGUUAAUUGAUCGUUUCGCGCAUGAGCAGGUUCGGCGGUACAAGAGGCUGAUAGAGGUCAAGCAAACACACUCCCAAAAUGUCACCAACUACAAAUGCAAGUCAGGUGAAUACUGCUUAGGCAUGGGUGGCAGGGCGGUACUCUUACCACCCCGUGCAUCCGCUCAAGAUGCAGAUUCACACACUCAAUUCGUGAUCCCCAACCGCGGUGAGGCGGAAGGAAGCUCUGGAACUCUGGGGGAAACCACCAUUGCCACAGCCCAAUUCCCGCCUGGCGUACCGUACCCACCGCAACAGGUCAAAUUAUUGCCAGCCGAGUUUGAAUGUAUGGUUUGCUUCCAUGUGAAAAAGUUUCAGAAACCGUCGGAUUGGACCAAGCAUAUCUACGAAGACGUGCAACCAUUUACUUGCACAUUCCCGGACUGCCCUGAUCCUAAGUCCUUCAAAAGAAAAGCUGACUGGGUGCGUCAUGAGAACGAACGGCACCGGCAUCUGGAAUGGUGGGAAUGCUCUUUCGCCGAUUGUCGCCACAAGUGCUACCGGAAAGACAACUUCGUGCAGCAUCUUGUCCGUGAGCACAAGUUGCCGGAACCAAAGGUUAAAAGGCCCAAGAAUAAGAGAUCGUCAAAAAGGGGCCCGAACGAUCCGAUCACGCCUGAGAUGCAGGAAGAGAUCGAUCGCGAACGAGAGAUCCGCAAACUUUGGGACCUUGUGGAGAGCUGCCGGCACGACACGACAAAAAGCCCCAAAUCAGAGCCCUGUCGGUUCUGUGGCAAUGUCUGUACAAAUUGGAAGAAGCUCACCGUACAUCUGGCCAAACAUAUGGAGCAAAUGGCGAUACCAAUUUUGAGCCUUGUUGACGAACGAGAUUUUCCGUAUAACAACGGUGCCGCUUCGACUGGCAACGCGAGUACUCCAGUCCCCCCUAAAGCCAGCCCGUUUGAUAUGAAUGAAGUCAGCCCACACAUCGAUUUUGCACCAUCACAGUAUCCGCCGCCGUAUUUCACUACCGAUCCUCUACCCGUGGGCGGUGUGGUGCCCAGCCAGUUGAAUAAUUUCGAUACUGCCUCACCGUAUACGACACAUAAUACAGGAAUUCCUGGACCAGCUGACUCGGCUGGGGAGCAGGGGCAGGUAAUGACGAUGCCGCAGCAUCAAAUUCCGGCCUCCUACCCGCCGCCAUUCAACGGCGUGCCGCGACUAGGGGUCUCAAGUGAAAACCUAGGGGUGAUGACGGGAUUUAACGAUUUCUCCAUGUCCCCCACGGAGAUGCAGCACGAUCCACAUAGCGCAAUGUACGUGUCCAACGGGGCGACAAACCACUACACUACCUAUCACGGACCAAUGGCGGCAGACAUGCAGUAUAAUACUGGGGGGUACCAAGGCCAAGUCCAGUGA